AUGUCUGGCAGCCACGCCGUUGGAAACCGGAACAGCACUCCUGAAGCCAACACCGCAUCCUCUCUCCGACCUCCAUCCUCCCGAACGGUAGGGACCGGCCAUCACUUACGAGCCUCUGCCGACAUGGCUGCUCUCUCCGGAUCUACUCCGUCAAACCGGAUUCGCCCCUCGUCCGAUUUUUACGGGCAGUCCCAACAGGGGCAAGGACAGAACAACCAAGGAGGGGACGCUCAGGACAAGAUUGCCCAGCAGUGGAUCGCUGACAUCGAUCAAUAUGAGACAACGCUCGAGGACAUGGCCGCAGCUACGCUCGACCAGGACUUCAAGGAUGAAUUGAGCGCCAUCGAACAAUGGUUCCGCGUUUUAAGCGAAGCUGAACGAACUGCUGCACUCUAUGCCCUACUACAGCAAACGACGCAGGUCCAAAUCCGAUUCUUCAUACAGGUGUUGCAACAGAUGGGCAAGAGCCACCCUAUGUCGGGGGUUCUGUCUCCAUCCAACUUUGACAAAGAUCCGAUGUCGAAUCGCUUGAGUGACGCUAUGAACAAGCUUAACGUAGACUCAGCCCGAAACUCCAUGGCAAGGCCCGCCAGCACCGCUACGGGCAAGCGUUACUCGGGUCUCGAUCCAUCGACCAUUAACGCUAUGUUUCCUGAUGCUGCGGCAGCUAUAGCUACCGAGAAGGCAAAGUUCACACAAGAGACGGGUAAUCCGCCUUCUUCGAAUCGGAACAGCGCUGUCGGGGAUGCUCGCUCGGCGCUUGGCGCGCCCACAAUUGCAGGUCCUGCUGAGGGCCAUGAUCAGAACAGUCAGCCUCCCAAUUCUCCGUGGCAUUCGGGGGACCAAAGUACCGCUCGUCCUAAGUCCUCUGCUGGACAACCUCCGAUGGGUCAAUUUGUGCAACCUCCUCCAUCUGCUGGUCUCCGGUCCCCUGCCCGCAACUCAACAGCAACUCAACCAUCCGAGAACACAACACUGACGACUCUCUGA
Verticillium alfalfae VaMs.102 is the source of this 990-nucleotide messenger RNA. RefSeq names its product VTS1. The transcript is spliced from 2 exons. Gene Ontology annotation, biological process: nuclear-transcribed mRNA poly(A) tail shortening. Gene Ontology annotation, cellular component: P-body. Gene Ontology annotation, molecular function: mRNA binding; translation repressor activity. The coding region runs from base 1 to 990 and encodes 329 amino acids. The record is from RefSeq and is a predicted model, not a curated record. Lineage: Eukaryota; Fungi; Ascomycota; Sordariomycetes; Glomerellales; Plectosphaerellaceae.